CUCGGGACGCGCGCCCGCACCGGCGGCCGGGACGGGGCGGCCCGGUGCUCCUACAGCGGCGGCCCCAUGUUUUCCUCCAGCCAGGAGGAGCUGUGCGCGCUGAACAAGGAGCCCGUCAAGUAUGGGGAGCUGGUGGUGCUGGGGUACAAUGGAUCCCUCCCUAAUGGUGACAGGGGCCGCAGGAAAAGCAGAUUUGCCCUUUAUAAACGAUCAAGAGCAAGUGGAGUUAAACCCAGCUCUGUCCAUGUCGUCUCCACUCCUCAAACUUCAAAGGCAGUCAGCUCAAAAGGCCACCACAGCAUCUCUUACACAUUAUCCAGAACCCAGACAGUUGUUGUGGAAUAUAUUCAUGACAGAGAUACAGACAUGUUUCAGGUUGGGAGGUCCACAGAAAGCCCCAUAGACUUUGUAGUAACAGACACUAUUUCAGGAAAUCAAAACAGUGAUGAAACCCAGAUCACCCAGAGCACCAUCUCCCGAUUUGCCUGCAGGAUUGUUUGUGACAGGAACCCACCAUACACAGCAAGGAUCUUUGCAGCUGGCUUUGACUCGUCUAAAAAUAUAUUUCUUGGUGAAAAAGCAGCCAAGUGGAAAAACCCUGAUGGCCACAUGGAUGGAUUGACGACCAACGGGGUGCUGGUGAUGCACCCCAAGGGAGGCUUCACCGAGGAGUCCAAGCCCGGGGUGUGGAGGGAGAUCUCUGUCUGUGGGGACGUCUACACGCUCCGGGAGACCAGGUCUGCUCAGCACAGGGGCAAACUGGUGGAAAACGAGACCAACGUGCUGCAGGACGGCUCCCUGAUCGACCUGUGCGGGGCCACGCUGCUGUGGCGGACGGCGGACGGGCUGCUGCACUCGCCGACGCAGAAACACAUCGAGGCCCUGCGGCAGGAGAUCAACGCCGCGCGGCCCCAGUGCCCCGUGGGCUUCAACACCUUGGCCUUCCCCAGCAUGACCCGCAAGGACGUGGUGAAGAAGAAGGACGUGGAGGAGAAGCAGCCUUGGGCCUACCUCAGCUGCGGCCAUGUGCACGGCUACCACAACUGGGGCCACCGCAGCGACGCGGAGGUGAACGAGCGCGAGUGCCCCAUGUGCAGAACCGUGGGCCGCUACGUGCCCCUGUGGCUGGGCUGCGAGGCCGGCUUCUACGUGGACGCCGGGCCCCCCACGCACGCCUUCACCCCCUGUGGACACGUGUGCUCCGAGAAGACUGCCAAAUACUGGGCCCAGAUCCCGCUGCCUCACGGCACCCACGCCUUCCACGCCGCCUGCCCCUUCUGCGCCACGCAGCUCACCGGGGACAACUGCGUCAAGCUCAUCUUUCAGGGCCCCAUCGACUGAGGAACCGCACGGAAAUGACCACAAUAAAAAGUUUUUUCGAACGGUUUACUGUGAAGAUUUUUUGCCACUAAUUCUAGAUUUUACCUUUUUUUAUAAUGUUGUUGAUAUAGGGGGGUGGUAGGGCGGGGAUGGAGGGGCUGUGGUGGGGUUGGGAUACAUUGAUACCUGGAACUCGACAGAUAUCAGUGGUGUUGCAUGCUCGAAAGCAGCAUAUUCAUGGAGUCCUUUGGUCAAAUUGUAGUAUAUUUGUAAUCUUUUUAUUAGUACCCUGGAUCAGAAAAAGGUGUCUUAAAUGAUUUUUUUAAGCUAAGAUUUUUUAAUGGAAAGGUUUUUUCUUCUAAACUUUGACAAGCCUUUAAAACCUAUUUUUCAAAUCUAGAAGGAACAUACAGAAUGUAACUGUCUUUAAUUUGCAAUAUAAUUUAACUUGAAUAGUUUUCUCAAGGAGCAAAUACAGAAUGUGUGGACAACCAUAGGUGAAUGUUCACUAGAGAUAAUUGGAUAUAUAAGAGAAAAAUUAGCUGCCUAAAAUGUAGAGGAUAAAAGCUAUUAAAAUAUCUAUUAUGGUAUAACACAGCUGGCCAAAAAGGCAUCAAAGAUUACUUGAAACUGAGGAAAUCCUCUUUGCAUUGAUUUCCUUUCAGUGUAGUAGAUAUCCACUGGCUAUUAGGUAUGGGAGAUGGCUCAUUUUUUUCUGGUUGGUUUGUUUGUUUUUUUUUCAUUUGACCUGCAUCUGGUGAAACUUUGCUCUUUUCCAUACUUAUCUCUGGGGUUUAAGCUGAUGUUCUGUGUAUGUGUGGUCUGGCCUUUUUUAUUUCUGCUUUGCUUGCCCUCAGUGCUCCUUCCCCAGGACCUUUGGGUGAGUGGAGGCCACAGAGUUUCCCAAAAUGGUUUGGGUUGGAAGGGACCUUAAAGCUCAUCAGUUCCACCCUCUGCCAUGGCAGGGACACCUUCCACUGUCCCAGGGUGCUCCCAGCCCUGCCCAGCCUGGCCUUGGGCACUGCCAGGGAUCCAGGGGCAGCCACAGCUGCUCUGGGCACCCUGAUGGAGCCAGAGCCGUGCCCAGGCGUUGCUGCAGUGAUGAGGGGUGGUGCCACAGCAGGAGGUUUAGGUACAGCUGGUACAGAAAUUGUUUCCAUAAACCUGAAUUUAGGAAAGCACUUAGUCUGUCUUUAAAUCUGAGCCCAUGGCUGGGACUGUUUAGAGUCUCAAGAGCUUCAGUGCAUUGUGGUUAUGUGCUGUUAUGUUUUGAAAUUUAAAAGAAAACAAUUUAAAUAACUUAAUUUUUUAAGCUCACUUUAAAGCAUUUUCACUAGAAGGGAGAGCAUCAUUUCCAGUUCAGCUGAGCGUUUUUGUUCACUUUUCAACUUGCUGCCAUCUGUCACCUUUUCUUUUGCAGAUUGAGUUGUGUUUGUAUCUCUUUUUUUCCCCCAAAUGUUUGCAAAUCAAACAACAUUCAAAUAUAAUCAAAUAUAUGCACUGGGGUGGUACAUCUGAAGUGGAUCACUUGAAAUUCGUGACUUUUUAAGAGAGCUGAUAAAUGUUUACUAUGGAAAUAAUUAAAUCAGAAUUUCAUAUGAGGUGUACCCUGCCCACUGUUAGGCUCAUUUCAUGCAGAAUGAUAACUCUUUGAUUUGUGGUUGAUUUUUUUUUUUCCUUUAUGCUUUCUGUACUCUUGGUAUCUGAGGUAUCAAUCUAUCCAGGUUUAAAAAAAAAAAUAAUUGGGAGAAAUCUAUAACAUCUCUAGAUGAAAUUGAUCAUUCAAGCUCAGUUCUGUUUAAUCAACUAUAGCUUUUUGCUAUAUUUGUGCCCUUUGUAUAAAUAUAUAAUUUAUAUGAUUCUAAUAUAUUCUGUAUAUAUAUAUACUUGAAUUGGCCUGUUCAUAUUUUGGUUGUAAAAUUGUUUUAUAGUUAACCUUAUAAACAUUUUACAUGUCCCUUGCCAAUGGUGAUGGGAUGGAUUUUGUCUGCUGCUGUUUUUAGUAUAACUUUGCUGUCUACAUGUUCAGCAUUUUAAUAAUUUGAAAAUAGCUUUACUUUACUUUUUGCUGUUAAAAAUUAACUCUGCAGCAUUUUUUUGUCCUAAAAGCCCCGAAAUGUACAGUUUUUGUCCCACUCAGUGAUUGGAAACAGGACAAACCUUGUUAACCUACAACUCUAUGCUUCUUCCUAGUGCCUUUUCAAAGAGAUCCUCUUGUUGAUUCCAUAUUCCAAGUCCUUUCUCCCAGCCUCGUGGCUCAUCUCCACAGAGGAGCAGCCCAGCCAGGUGGGGGAGAAACCAGAGACAGAGGUGCCUCUUCCUCACCCCUGAGCCCCUGCAGGUUCCUCAGGUGCCACAAUCAUUCCUGGUUAGCAGAUACCUCAUCUGGGAGAGGCAGCCUCACUCCUCGCUCCCUGCUGGACUCACGCCCAAGGAUGCUCCUGGGGAGAUGCUCCCGGCUGGCUUCAGCCCUGCAGCUCCCUCCAUGUGAGCUCAGCAGGGGCUGCACAUCUCCUCUGAGCCCCCACAGGCUGGAAGCACCCAGCUGCUUCACUGCUUCCCUGCACUGUGCAGUUUAAUUGCUGCUUCAGGGCUUCAUCUCCCUUCUGCUCCCCGUGGAAGGUGUUGGGAGAGUCCUCGCUGGAAGCACAGCUCACCACCAGGCUUGCUGUGUUUGGCUUGUGUGAAGCAGAACACUGGAUGAUGGUUUGUGUCCAAGGAAAGUGUGUUUGAAACUGUAUAAACAAGGUUUUUUUUUUCUUUUUGCUGUUGGCAGUUCUGUAUAACACAAGGAAAACUCUGAAAAUCCCAGAACAGGCGAGGCUGGAAGUGACCACAGGGCUCAUCUGGCCCCACCUCCCUGCUCAGGAAGGGCCAUCCUGGAGCACAGGGCAUGGAAUUGUGUCCACAUGGCUCUGGAGUAUCCCCAUUGAGGGAGACUCCAAACCCUCUCUGGUCUCUGUUCAGGGAAGUUUUUCCUCAUGUUUGGGUGGAACUUGUGGGCAUCAGUUCCUGCUCGUUCCUCUUGUCCACAGAGCAGGGCCUGCUCCAUCCUCUUGGCACCUCCUUUAGACAUUUAUACACAUUUAUGGGAUCUCCUCUGUUGUCUCUUCUUGGGGCUGAACAUUUCCAGCUCCUUCAGCCUUUCCUCCUCAGAGAGGCUCCAUUUCCUUCAUCCUCAUGGGAGGAGGAUUUGCCUCUGCUGUUCCUGCUCCAGCAUCUCCGUGUCCCUCCUGUCUUGAGGGGCCCAGAACUGGGCACAGCACUCUGGCUGAGCAGAGGGGCCGGAGUCUUCUCUGGGGAGCAAUUCCCCAAGGUUUGUGUGGAAUUCAGGGACUUUGCUGUUCAAAGCCAGGGUCAGUCCCCUCUGCUGGCGAGGCAGAAGAGUUUGUAACAUGAUUUUCCUCAAACCCUGGUGAAAUGAUGGAGCGUUCAGCUCUUAGCCCUCACCUUCCCCCAGCUCCAUAAACGCCUCCUCUGCUCUGGUACCUCUAUAGUAAAAGGAGUUUGUGGAUAAAUUAAAUUAGAGUCAGUAUACUUGAGAAGCACCCUCAGGUUUAUUCAUUAUUUCAGUGUUAUGAUGUUCCCUGCAUCCCAUUUCCAAUGCUGGCAGUGUAUUCCAUCAGGAUUUUUUUAUCACCUGUUACUGUUGAUUCUGUCUGAAUGCCUCAAAAGCAGCUUUGACUGCAUAACUUAGAACUAAAAGUAUUUUUCUAGUUUGAUUUUUUUUUAAAGAUGAUAUCUGUCAAAUCCAUGCACACUGGAGCUGGAACCCUUCCCUUUCUCCUGGCAGCUUUCUGGGAGAGUGCUGAAGUCUAAAUAAAAUGAGUGGUGAAUGCUGUUCUUACUGGAAUUGUUGUCUGUUGUACAGGACAGUUCACAUGAAACUGUUUUACUCAUUAAUUUUUUUCAGAUUUGGUCAUUUUUGUGCAUCAAGCUACAGUCACAGUAUUGUACAGGUCAAGUAAUUAAAGAGGAAUUUUUUUUUCCAUUGUGAGGGUGGGAAUGGGGAUCAGAAGAGAAGAAAGCCAAGGCUGAACUGGUUCCAGUAGGGACAGAAGCAAAGGAACUGCUUGGAAAUGUGACUGGAGCUGUUCCUGCUUUCAUGGCUCAUCCAUGCCCUGCAGAGGAUUCUCCUGAGUUUGUUGGGAAGUUCUGGCAUGCUCUGGGUGCCCUUCCAGAGAGACACUCCUUGGUGUUUUAGUGGCAGUUCCUGCAAUUUGAGGAUUUGGCUUUAGAGCCUGAGUGAGGAGCCAGAGAUGCUGAGUGUGUCAUGGUGAGAAACUGCAGUGGAACUGUGAACAGAACUUAAUUAUGUUUUAGUGCUUAAUUAUAUUUUAGGGCUGUGGUCAUUCUCUGUUUAGUGCUCUUGCAGUAACUGGUGGAUUCCUCACCAUUUUUCAUUCUUCUGGAAGUGAAAGGAAGUUUCUCCAAGAGCAUCAUGUUUCUGUUCCUCCGUCCCACAGUCUUGACACUUCCCUGUGCUUGGAGAACCAUUGGCAGGGAUGUGGCUGUGGUGAGGACUGACCUGAUGGCUUUUAAAUCCAUUUUUAGCCUGGGAGGAAAGCUGACCUGACACUUCCUCCUCAUUUCCUCAGUUCUUCACCAGCCUGUGAGUCCUUGGCCUCCUCAUUUUUGAUUUAUCCACACAGUUGCAGGUACGCAAAUAAAUACAGCUUGGAAGGAAAACACAAGCCAGGUGUUUUUGCAGUGUCUUUUGACAGAUUUUUCUCAUUAUUCUGGGUUUUCUGAGCACUGGUCACAAGUCUGCACACUCAGUGUUGUGAGGUGAAAGGACAAAUGUAGAAGGUAAGGCUGGGGUGGGGGGUGGAGAGGGGGGAGUUUCUGGGAUGGAGUCACAGUGGCUCUGCAAUCUGUGUCCCACCUGAGUGGAUCUUGGAACAGCAGUGGAGUGACCCUGGACAGGCAGCAGAGACAGAUCUUCACUGUCUGUGCUGCUCAGCGUUCAUUUAUUGGAGCAGAACAAAAAUCGGAGCUGCUUGGAUACCCAAACACCAGAUAAACCCCGAUGUCUGUCCAGAUUCCCUCACUGGGGGAAUAUUUAUGUUUUCCUGGUGGGCAAACCAGCCUCCAGAUCACCUGGAGUCCCUCCUGCUGCUGUGCUGGGGAUUGGGGACGGGAAUGGCUCUGGGAUCCACCACGGAGAGCCCUUGGAAGGCAGCACAGCUGUAGGAAAAGCCUCUCCCACAGCCAGCCCUGUGUGACGGAGGGGGAUGUUUACCUUAAAAACAGUGUGAGCAGCUGUUCAACUUCUGAGUAUAUUUGUAAAAUUGGUCUUUUUAUACACCGUGUGAAAUGGACUGGAAUAAUUUCUUUUGCUGUUGUACCUGUGGAAGUACAAGCCAUUUUACGGGAAAAAAAAAAUUAUAAAACAAAUUAAACUAUUAUCUCAGUA
Molecule: messenger RNA, 6736 nt
Organism: Melospiza melodia melodia
Lineage: Eukaryota; Metazoa; Chordata; Aves; Passeriformes; Passerellidae
Gene: PELI2
Product: pellino E3 ubiquitin protein ligase family member 2
Exons: 6
Coding region: 67-1341 (424 amino acids)
Biological process (GO): regulation of Toll signaling pathway; protein polyubiquitination
Molecular function (GO): ubiquitin protein ligase activity; protein binding
Source: RefSeq, a predicted model, not a curated record